AUGGCAGCUUUAUCAUGUCGAUUCUAUGAAAAUGAAUUUCCGGAUAUUGAAGAUACUGUUAUGGUUAAAGUCCAGAAAAUUGAAGAUAUGGGUGCUUAUGUAACACUUUCUGAAUAUGAUGGAAAAGAAGGAAUGAUUUUAUUAUCUGAAUUGUCACGUCGAAGAAUCCGUUCAGUCAAUAAAUUAAUUCGUGUUGGAAGAAGUGAAUGUGUUGUUGUUAUUAGAGUGGAUAAAGAAAAAGGUUAUAUCGACUUGUCCAAAAGACGUGUAUAUUCCAAAGACUUAAUUCAAUGUGAAGAUCGUUUUGCUAAAGCAAAGGCUGUUAAUAGUAUUUUAAGACAUGUAGCUGAUCAAUUGGGAUAUACAGAAAAUGAAAAGUUGGAAGAAUUGUAUCAAAAGACUGCUUGGCAUUUUGACAGAAAAUUGAAGAAAAAAGCUGCUUCUUUUGAAAUAUUUACCAAAGCUUUAACCGAACCAAAUGUUUUUGAUGAAUGCGGAAUUGAAGAUCCAAUAAAAAAUAAAUUGCUUGAAGAAAUUCGCAAAAAAUUAGCUCCAAAACCUCUAAAAAUCCGAGCAGAUAUUGAAGUCAGUUGCUUUUCUUAUGAGGGAAUUGAAGCGGUUAAAAAGGCUUUAAUUGCUGGUAAAAAAUGUUCAACUGAAGAAUUGGUUAUUAAGAUUAAUUUAAUUGCUGCUCCUCUUUUUGUUGUUAGUAAGUUAAAUUUUCAUUUUUUUUACAAGUCGAACCUCAAUAUGAAAUAAACUCAAUAUUAGACACACCUCCAUUUAAGAUAACUUCAAUCUGUGGUUGACCUAAUCAAUUAGGUGUGGUUAAUUGUGGGUAUGGGAGAUCUGUUAAGGCAAUUAGGCCCGUAGCCAGGUUUUUUUUUUCGGAGGGGGGGGGGGGCAAGGGGGGAAAAUUUUUUGCGCCAAAUUUUUGGCGCAGAAGGCGCCCCUGGCUACGAGCCUGAAGGCGAUAGAUACCCUCUAUUUGAAAUACAUCCCGCUAUAAGAUACACCUCGUUAUUAAGUACACCCAAUACUAGGUACUUCUCUAUCCCCAAUUUAAGAAGUGUUCAAUUAUUAUUUAAUUGGCCACUGGGGGAGCUGCCGAGACAAUACCCUCGAUUUAAGAUACCCCUCAUUAUAAGAGACAAGUCAGUCCGAAGGUGUAUUUAUAAGCGGGGUUAUGUUUUUUU
Molecule: messenger RNA, 1196 nt
Organism: Meloidogyne enterolobii
Lineage: Eukaryota; Metazoa; Nematoda; Chromadorea; Rhabditida; Meloidogynidae
Source: the annotation of a GenBank genome assembly